Molecule: messenger RNA, 3448 nt
Organism: Orbicella faveolata
Lineage: Eukaryota; Metazoa; Cnidaria; Anthozoa; Scleractinia; Merulinidae
Product: protein smoothened-like
Biological process (GO): commissural neuron axon guidance; pattern specification process; central nervous system development
Cellular component (GO): cilium; dendrite; plasma membrane
Molecular function (GO): transmembrane signaling receptor activity; patched binding
Source: RefSeq, a predicted model, not a curated record
UGACUCGCAUGACUCGCAUGGCUCGCACCGUGGCUCGCAGUUUUAGCAGACGCAAAACACUACUCCCGUACCGUGAACUGGUAGAAUGGCAUUAGACGCCUCACUCAGGAAUAUCUAAACUAUAGAGGCCAGAGUCAAGCCGGGAAAACAAAAAAAGCAAAAUGUUUGCGUCAAAGGCCUAAGAAUGACUAAGGAAGUAAACAGAAAGUACUCUUCAAAUUUGCAACGAUAAAUAACUGCCAAAGCCACUAGUGUCUGUACACAACGGCAUAACCGCGUUCUCUCUCUCAGUCGAACACAACAAAAGAUCAUAAAGCGCCGAAAACUAAUUGUACACCAUCAUCAGUAAUUAAUAGUUUUUAAUGAUCUCUUGGGUAUUUGUAGACUGAACACAACAAAGGUAAAUGUAUGUACAGUGAACUGAACUGAAUUCAACUUUCCGCAAACCUAGAUUUCCUGAAGGAUGACCACAAUUUAAAAAGUCCCAUAUUUUGUCAACUGUUAUCGAAACAGUUAAAUGAUGGUAUGCAUGCAGAACGGUAAAAUAUCAGAAAAAACCACCUUAGUAAAUGUUUCAUACACUUUGGUUUAAUUAGUUAACAAGUUAAUCACAAAAUAAACAAAGAUCACUUUACAUGAAACUUAAUAACCUGUGUGAGAGCAAAGGAAUGUGUCAAUGAACUGCGAGCAUCCUAUGUUCGAGAAUUUAAUUCAAUGAAGACGGUACUCUAAUGCCUGUGCUCUUAUUUUCGUAUGGCUAAAUCAUGCCUGUAUGCUCUUGUUGUUCUAUAUUCGUCGCUGAAAGGAACUUGCGGUGUAAAUUAUCAGUGUGAAUUGCUUGAGGAACGAACGUGCUUCGGAUCAAGCUUGGACUAUAACUUCACAACAACAGACUUGGUCACAGAUUCUCAAACACAACCAGAAAUCAGGGACAAUUUAAAACGUUGGGAAGGCUUGAAAUUCUUGUCAAGGUGUUGGUCGGUUCUUCAGCCACUUUUAUGUCAAGUUUAUAAACCGCGUUGCCACAAUAGCAGCGUUCAGUUGCCCUGUCGGGAACAGUGUCUUGCUACAAGGACUCCUUGCUAUGUUGUGAAACGCUACAACGAAGACUGGCCAGAGUUUUUAAAAUGCGAACGGUUUCCCUUAGGAGGCUGCAAAGGUGGCUCGAUAACUGAACUUCAUCUCAAUGAAUCUGCUUGCAAGAGGCCCUUGGUUGAAACAAACCACACAUCCAGCUGGUAUGAAGGAAUAGAAGGGUGUGGAAUUCAGUGUGAAAAUCCUAUCUUCACCAGUGAGGAACACACAAGAAUUCACAGAUUCGUUGGAGCAUUUGGAAGUCUUUCAUUUACGUGCAGUCUUUUUACAAUGAUAACAUUUCUGAUUGGCUGGAAGUCACAGAAUCGCUAUCCAUCAGUGAUCCUCUUUUACAUGAACAUAUGUUUCUGUGCAGCCUCAAUGGGCUUUCUUGUUCAAUUUGCUGAUGGGGCCAGAAACCGCACUGUUUGUCGACAGGAUGAUACAAUGAGGCUACAGGAACCAAGUGAGAAUGACUGUUUUCUCUGUAUUUUAACCUUCGUCUUGGUGUACUACUUCUCAAUGGUUGGUGCUGUCUGGUUUGUUAUCCUGGCCUUUUCCUGGUCCAUCUGCUUCAAGUCUCUUGGCAGCACAAGAGAUAAUUUUGCUGGGAAAGUGGUAUACUUUCACAUCAUAGCCUGGACGUAUCCUCUCACCCUGGCAAUUAGUGUUCUUGCUCUGAAACAGGUUGAUGCUAACUCUUUAAGUGGAAUCUGUUUUGUGGGGUAUAAGAAUCCCAGCAUGAGAGCAAUCUUCUUGUUGGUACCUUUAAGCCUUGAUUUACUUGUAGGAGGGAUCUUCUUAACACAAGGACUUGUAACUCUGUGUAAACUACGCAGAUCAAAUCCUAAUUUUCUAAGUAACAGAGCAGCACAUAAAAUAAAAGAGACUAUAAUAAGAGUGGGUAUCUUUUCCUUCACAUCAUUUCUGACAGUAUUUACAACCUUUGCCUGCCAUGUUUAUGAAUAUCAUAACCAAGCAAUUUGGGAAGAAAGCUACAGGAAUUUUAUCAAGUGUAUAGCAGAGAAGUCAGCACAAGGACAGCCAUGGAAAACAGUGUGUUCAGUAAAUGAACGUCCUGAUUUAAGUGUCGUUGAGCUGGAACUAGCCUCAUUAUUUGGAACAGGAAUUGCAAUGAGCAGCUGGACCUGGACUUCAAACACAUUACAGACCUGGCAAAAAUUAUGGCGCAGAAUAACACGGAAAAACAGGCAUCCAGAAUUAAGUCAUUACAAAUUGAUAAGAAGGAUGAAGAAGAAUCAAAUAGGACCAGCAGUGUUAUAUCCUGCUAUUCCUGAGGUGCAUGUGGAUGCCAUAAUGAAGAUGGGUGAGACCAUUCAAGCUCAGAGUUCAGUUCGCCACGGAUAUACACCAAAAAAUGAAAAUGAAGAGCCACUUAAACUUAAGAGUAUUACUGAAUUAACGCCUCAGGAGAAAUUCAGUUAACAACUGGACUAUGUACAUUGUAUCACAGGAUAAAAUAUUUUAUUUAUAAAUUCUGAAGGAAAACAUUUUAUAAAUUAUAUUAUUAUAAUUAUAAACCUAUUUGCACUUUUUUAUUUACUAAGCUGUCCUUUACAUAUCACAAGCAUUUCAUUUGCUUUUAGAAUAAACAAUGCGAAGACUUCUAAUAAUUAGUUUGACAUCAUAGUUAAUUACUACUAAUGUUGGUGCAGUAUUUUGUUACGCACAUAAACCAGCAAACACAGACGACCUGUGUGUGAAAUUAAAAUAAAGACUUACAUGACAUUGUAAGAUUCAGAAAUUACAACCAGCAGAUCUUCUCAUUGAAUUUCAAGGUGUGCUAGGAUGAAAACCAAUCGUAAACUCUGUGAACACAGCAAGAGCUAAACAAAAUCAUGAUAUUAUUGUUAAAAUAUUUAAUAUUUAAUUUACAUUGAAAUGGACAUUCUCAGCUUUUCUUUUCUUACCAGAAGUGAGAUAUGUGUAUAAAAUUGUGCUUGUGUGUAUACUUGUAAUAUAGUACAGGGAUGAAUGAUAGUUUGGAAAAGCUAUUUAGCAUAGCUAUGCCAGGUGCUUAAACAGACUUGUAAGGACUGUUUGUCUAUGAAUACUCUUAAGUCUACUGAUUUUGUAUCAGUCUAUUUGCAAACAUAAAGGCUGCAUGUAAUGUAUCAAGGCGUAACCAUGUGUGUAUUGACCUUAUGACAUACAAAACACCUAGUCAUGUACCUCAACAGAGCCCACAGAUCGAAGUUAGAGGUGUGCAUUUUUUUGGCAAAUGUUUUAUAUAGUGGCACUUAUUACUGUAUGUUAUGUAUAGAUUUCAAGUUUACUGUUUUGAUGAUGUAAACUAUGAAUCAAAGCCAAAAUUAUUUAAAAGUAAUAAAAAGAAAUAACAAUCUGACUUUUA